CUCCUGUCCCUGGUGGCCUUCGUCCUGGAGGAGACGGUCAGCACCUGUCUCAGGUGUUCUCCUCUCUACUUCUUUGAGUUUGUGAGCUGCACAGCCUUCCUCUUCACCUGCCUGCUCCUCAUCCUCCUGACCACCAGGCUGCACCAGAGGGUCGGCAUCAGCUGCUGGCCCAAAGUGGACUUCAUCUACACCUCCAUCAUCGCGCUCCUCUUCCUCAUCUCCUCCAUCGUCUUCGGAGCUGAGAACAGCAAAACCAGUGUGGAGAUCGUAGCUGUGGUCUUUGGGAUCCUGUCCUGCUUCGUCUUCGUUGUGGACCUGGUGUUCUUCUACAGAACAAACGGGUUCCCCUUCAAAAAGGACCAGAACCCAGAAGCCAGGAACGGGGUUCCGGCCCAGGCGGAGCAGCAGAGACUGAACACCCCUGUGAAUACGGCUGAUUAGGGCUCAGGUGAUUUACCUGUGGACAGGUGGGCGGAGCUUCAGCUGCGUUCUUUUUAUUUUUUCUGUCUGUAAAUGUCAUCGAUCAUCUUUUAAUCAUCAAAGUUUGAGUUCAGGUUUUUAUUUCAGCAGCUGCAGACACUAAACCUACAGACCUCUACAUGUUUCAGGUAAACAGGAAGUCACAACGUUCAUCACUUUAAAGAUUUCUAUUAAACGUUUAAAGAUCAACAACUGUUCACUUAUUUUUACAAACAGCCUGAGAUUUAAAGAACUUUGUUCUUUUAUUUUGUAUUUAAUUACUGUAAUUUCCUGAAAUUGAGGGUUUUUUGAAGUUUUGAAGUUUGUUGAAGCGGAGCUGGAGAAUCCAGAGGACAGAGUUAGAGUUUGUGUUUUCCUGCAGUGCCUGAACGCAUCAUGUCUGAAGGUUCUGCUGCUCGGUUCUUCUCAGAACCUGGAACUUUUUCUGCUUUGUUUUAUUUUAAAUUGAAAAGUGACUCUGAAUGUCCAGCUGUUUUAUUUUGAAGGGUUGCAGUUCUUCCUGUGAGUUCCCCCUCAGUUCUCACACUCUGCAGCUUUAAACGGUUUCUUUUGAAGUUGUUUUUAUAUUGAGAUCAAUCAGUUUUAUACUUUGAUGUUUUUUCUUCAGGACCUUCUUGGUUCUGGUUCUGUUCGUCUGUCAGAUGGAGGAACCAUGCUGUUACUGAACCACUGAAAGGUUCUGCCUUACUGAACCAGACCAGAACCACUGACCCCAGUGGGUUCUGGUAAAUCCUGAUGGUCAAAGUUAGACCAUCAGAACCGGUCCUUUGUUCUCAGAUGAUCCGGUCCCAUCUGGACAGAAACAGAACUUCUUGGAUCGGGUCCAGAAUGCAGAUGGGUCAGAACCUUAAAGACAUCUGAUCCACUUCUGGACUGAUCCAGAACUCUGGUUCAGUUCUCUGACAGUGAUGCAUUCUGGGAGUUUGGACCUGGUUUCAGAUGGAAGGAUUUCUGUAAACUGGGUAAGGUCCAGUUCUGGACCCGUCCUCAGAGACGUGAGCUGGACCUCCAGAACCACAGAAAAGAUUUUAUAAUGAUGUUUUUCUGACAAUCAAACAGCUGAUGAAAUAUUUUACUGACAGAGAACAGAACUCUGUUUGUGUCUUUAUGAAUAAAGUUUGUCCAAAUAAACACGUCUUCAGCCCUU
Messenger RNA from Austrofundulus limnaeus, 1627 nucleotides. It is a transcript of the gene cmtm6, whose product is annotated as CKLF-like MARVEL transmembrane domain containing 6. The record is from RefSeq and is a predicted model, not a curated record. Lineage: Eukaryota; Metazoa; Chordata; Actinopteri; Cyprinodontiformes; Rivulidae. Gene Ontology annotation, cellular component: membrane.